AUGGCUAACGACGAUCUGAACCAGCUGAUUGCCAAAGAAAUCCUCCCUCAGACAGACAAUUGGCCAGGGACCGAGAAAUUUUUGCUUUCAGUCGUUGACAUCCUACUGAAAUAUAUUCGUGAAGAAAAUGUACGUGAAAAUAAAAUCCUUGAAUUCCAUCAUCCGGCCGAGAUGCUUCAACUUAUCGACCUUACGAUUCCGGAUGAACCACAAAAUUUGCAGACUAUUGUGAAGGCUUGUGAAGAGGUGUUGCGACUUGGUGUGCGCACAGGACAUCCGAGAUUUUUCAAUCAGAUCUCAUGCGGCUUGGAUUUGGUCUCGAUGGCAGGAGAAUGGCUGACGGCGACAGCAAAUACAAACAUGUUCACCUACGAAAUCGCUCCAGUGUAUAUUCUAAUGGAGAAGGAGGUAAUGAAACGAAUGUGGGAAGCUAUCGGUUGGGAACCGGAUACAGCCGAUGGGAUUUUUGCCCCUGGCGGAGCCAUAGCCAACCUUUACGCAUUCAUGGUUGCCAGACACAACCUUUACCCUCGGAGCAAAUAUGUUGGGCUGAAGGAUGUGCCCACACUUUGCGCCUUUUCUAGUGAAGAUAGCCACUACUCGAUCAAAAACGCUGCUGCUGUUUGUGGUAUUGGAACCGAUUUAUGCUUCAGUAUUCCCACAGACAGCGCUGGAAAAAUGAUCCCGGAAGCUUUGGAGACGAAAAUUAGAGAGGCCAAAAAAGAGGGACUUACCCCAAUGUUCGUGUGUUGCACAGCUGGAACUACAGUCUAUGGAGCGUUUGAUCCAAUCGAGAAGGUAGCGGACAUCUGCGAACGACAUAAAAUUUGGUUGCAUGUUGACGCAGCUUGGGGUGGCGGAUUAAUGCUGUCACCGGAAUAUCGCUACAAAUUGGCUGGUGUCGAACGAGCUAACAGUGUCACAUGGAAUCCUCAUAAAUUGAUGGGUGCUUUGCUGCAAUGUUCAGCUUGUUUGUUUAGACAAGAUGGUCUUCUCUUUCAAUGUAAUCAAAUGUCAGCCGACUACCUAUUCAUGCAAGAUAAACCCUACGAUGUCAGCUACGACACCGGUGACAAAGCGAUUCAGUGCGGACGGCAUAACGAUGUGUUCAAAUUGUGGUUAAUGUGGAAGAGUAAGGGAAUGGAAGGGUACAGACAGCAGAUCAACAAUCUAAUGGGUUUAGCCGCCUAUUUUACGCAGAGAAUCAAGGAAACCGAAGGUUACGAGCUAAUUAAUGAGUCGCCUGAAUUCCUCAACAUCUGCUUCUGGUAUGUUCCAAGCAAGAUAAGAAAUAUGGAUCCAGCCGAGAAAAAGGCUAGGUUAGAGAAGAUUGCGCCGAAAAUCAAAGCAAAAAUGAUGGAGCGAGGCACCACGAUGGUAGGAUACCAGCCUGGUCAUCAAAAGCCAAACUUCUUCCGCUUGAUCAUUUCCAACCAAGCGAUCACGCGCGACGAUCUUGACUUCCUCAUCAAAGAAAUUAUUGAUAUCGGAGAGUCUCUAUAA
Molecule: messenger RNA, 1503 nt
Organism: Necator americanus (New World hookworm)
Lineage: Eukaryota; Metazoa; Nematoda; Chromadorea; Rhabditida; Ancylostomatidae
Exons: 14
Coding region: 1-1503 (500 amino acids)
Biological process (GO): GABA biosynthetic process
Cellular component (GO): cytoplasm
Molecular function (GO): glutamate decarboxylase activity; pyridoxal phosphate binding
Source: RefSeq, a predicted model, not a curated record